Messenger RNA from Dinoponera quadriceps, 5709 nucleotides. RefSeq names its product methyl-CpG-binding domain protein 6-like. NCBI's taxonomy places the organism in Eukaryota, Metazoa, Arthropoda, Insecta, Hymenoptera, Formicidae. The transcript is spliced from 3 exons. Gene Ontology annotation, molecular function: RNA binding. Bases 252 to 3557 code for a protein of 1101 amino acids. The record is from RefSeq and is a predicted model, not a curated record.
AGCGUCCCUUCCUCUCUUAAUGAAAGAUUCUCUUAAUUAAGUGAAUCGGGGUUAAAAUUUGCCGCGCCUAUUCUUCAAUUUGGCAAUCUGCGAGAUUCACGCACGCGCUAAGAGCUCACAAUUCCACUAUUAGGAUCUUUAGACCUUCUAUGCUCUAGCUGGCGGGCAUAAGGUGUAUUUAAAUAAAAUUACUCGUUUCUAACGUGCGAGAAACCGCUGCGCUCAGUGGCUCGGUGUGAAGUGGUGUCAAUAUGUCAACGCCGAAAACUCUGUACGUCGGCAACUUGGAUCAUGCAGUAUCCGAGGACCUGUUGUGUGCUCUGUUCUCUCACAUCGGCACCGUUACGAGUUGCAAGAUCAUCAGAGAGAUGCUAUCCGUGCUGCUGUGCGUCCUGCUGAUCGGAUACCACAACCACGUGCAGGCGGUAGUGAACAAAGCGAGCUCGCAAGUACCGUUAACCAAGGAAGAAGAGAAACCCGGCAAGGCCGUAGCCGGUGACAGAAUAAGCAAUACUUUCGCCUCUCUGUCCGAGGAAUACGGACCGCCGUCAGGGUUUAACGGGCCGGCGCCGGUGUACGGGCCUCCGGAGUUAGUCGGUAACCUCGGGCCAACGGCCGUUUAUCCACCGCCACCAGCGGAAUUGCCGCCGCCUGUGUACGGAGUGCCGGUCGUCUCCUAUGGCCUGCCGGCGCCGUUGCCGCCACCGCGGAGUAUCAAGCCGCAAUAUGUAGCCCCGCUGAAGCAAAGUUUCACCUUGCUAUCGACUUCCCUCCUGCCGAAGCCUAGCUACGGCCCGCCGAAACUUCAUUACGGACUGCCGAAGCAACACUUUACGUCGUUCCCGCAAUUCAGAUUGCCGAAACCUCAGUACACUCCAGCAUUGAAGUUCGUCGGUACAUCGAGUCAGUACGGGCCGUUCAAGGCAGGCCACGGGCCACCUAUCCCUAUAUCGCUCGAGACUUACGGUCCGCCGCCUCCGAAAUUAGCUAUUCAGUUUAAUCCUCUGGCCAAUGACGAGUACGGUCCGCCGCCCGCGCCGCAACCGCAAUACGGUCCACCGGCCGGUGAUUUAUACGAGCCUCCGCCGCCGGCACCUCCGCCAGGAGUUCCAGCGCCACCCACGCCACCUGACAUAAAGUACGAUGGAUGGCAGCCCAUCGCGGGAUUGGCCAGCUCCCCUAAUCAAAGUGGCCCACCGACAGAUACGUAUGGUCCACCCACCGAGGCGAAGCGUAAUUACGCGAAGGGCUCGUCUUCUUCCGGCACGCACUUGUCCCACGCGUCCUUGAGCGUGCCGACCGACUCGAACGUGCCGAGCGACUCUUACGGCGUGCCGAUACACAACCCGGAGGCGCAGGACCUGAAGACGUCCGUGCACCAGUCUUCGGAGAGCAACGGACUGCCGCCGCCGCCGUUGCCGCAGCAAGAGCCGCUGCACAACAACCAGGGUCCGGGGGCCGUCACUUCCGCCGACUCGCAUCAAUACGGCGCGCCAAACAUCGAGCCCUUGUCCAUCGUGAAGACGGUGGGAUUCGAGUUGUUACCGACGACCGGGCCUGUGACCGACGCGGACCUCCACGGUUUGUCAUUGUCGGACGUCUCGUCCUUCAACCACGUCAAUUCCGCUUCGCUUCACUCCGACGGCAACAACGGGGAUUCUCAUGGCUUCCAAAAUGCGGGGCUCGACCUGCCGCCGCAGACGAGUGAUUACGGCGCGCCUUUCAACACUUUCGCCGGAGUUUCACCGCCCUUACUGUCCCCUCCGCCUUUGGACACCUAUGGUGCGCCACCUCUUUCAUCUUACUCGCCCAACGGACCGUACCCGGUCGGUGGACGAGGCGCGCCUCCGUUCUUCGGAGCGUUCGGAGGCUCUUUCCAUAAGCAAAACCUGCACCAUUCCAAAGCCCACGCUCCGUUCAGACCACCGGUUCCUCUCGGUUCUCUGAUACCGCCGCGCAAUCGGGAUCCGAUCAAGUUCAGGGAACCUAUACCGACGGGCCUCUUGUCGAACAUUAAUCGAUAUGUGCCGGCGUUCGCGAAACAAAAACUGCCGUCGAUACCGCUCGGACAACAAUUGCCGAGCUACCACGCGCCAGUACCUUUCCGUUACGCAUCGGGACCGGGUAAUUCGUUUUCCGGCUCCCUUUUCUCGGCCGGAUACAAUUCCCCGAUUGCCGCGCCGCACGUUCAGUACGGCACGCCGCUGUCCUUCACCGACUUCAAUACACCAGCACCCCAAUUGACGUACGGAGCGCCUAAUUUCGGCCCACCGACCUCUUACGUAUCGACGUUCUCCGGAUUCGGUCGGAACCUUUACAGCGAUGUUGGCAACGCGUUGACAACGACGUACGGCGUUCCGUUAGUGAACGACGCGUCGUUGGCGAUCAGCGGUGGUCACGACUGCAAUUCCCUGCAGCCGCUCUUUCCCUCGAACGUACCGGAAUUGUCCGCGAGAGGAGAGCCACCUUUGAGUAGUAGUUUAUCCUCGAGCGGAGAGGCGCCCUUGGACGGGCAGCUGGCCAGCGGAUUACCUGCUGCACAUUCGAACGGUAAACUGCAAUUCGGUUUUGAAAUCGCGCCGAAUUCCGCCGGGCAUACGGUCUUCGCUAACUCGCUGUCAACGGGCUUCGCGAGUACCGGCGUCAGUAACGGCGCGUUCGGCCAGCCGAGUCCGGUCUACAACGGCGACUCCUCGCCCGCGAAACCGUUCGAUAACUUCUUGGGGGGACCGUCGGUGAACACGCUGGACUUGCAACACAAUGAGCAGCAAAAGGUCAACCUGAAAGACAGCUACGGCAAUCCCGUGGGAGUAACUUACGACGCGAGCAACGAAGCGAGCAAGACCGUCCACGCGACCACCCGCGAUGUUUCGAACGAGAUCUCCGCGCAUUUCUCCAGUCAGAAUGUCUAUCCCGAAGCGGCGAAGCUCCAGCGCGGCUCGAAAAUAUCGCCCGAGGCGUUCACCGCGAGCCUAACCGCGCAAAGCUUCGGUAGAGGGAAGAAUCUCGACUCGAACGAGGUGGACGCUGGUCAAUUCUUAAAGUCGAGCGAGGGCAGCGAGGCGCUGUCUUUGGCGCAACGACUGACCGCGAACAAUGCUGAAGAUUUUGAGAUUCAAGGCUCCAAAGGCACCUACACGCUGCAGAUACAACCUGCAAACGGAGGAUUUGGCACCGAAAACUCGGACGGCGGCAUCAGGCACGAUCACGUGUUGUCCGAUGGACUGCUGCAGAACAUAAUAGCCGCUAUAGAGCGACCGGGUGACGGUCCCGUUCAGCUUCAAGGUCCACCGGAGUCUCAGCUGUUGAAGAAAGUUUUCGACAAUUUGCCCGAAGGGACCGAUGUGAAAAAUCACUUGAUCAGUUCGCCGGAGAACUGCGGACCGCAAGAACGAAGCGAGCAAGUUGGCGUUAAGAGCGCAAACGACAAAUAUCCGCCUGUGGCUUUAUUCUUUAACGCUAAGUACGGAGAAGGGAAAAAUGAGAUUAGAUUGAUGUCGAAAAGCGAAACCCAAGUCACGAAAGAGACCGGACAGAGCAAAACGCAAUCCUUGUAAUCUAGAUUGUUGCCUUUAUGAAAAUAUUUCAUAGUAAUUUUCAUGAGAGAGAUGCAUCCUGAGAUCGCUCGGAUGCGGAGAGUUCCGACGGGGAUAUCGCGAUGCUAUUUACUUUCUUUGCUUGCGGUCGAUCAACUAAGAAUUCCGGUGAAUGAUCUGCGAAAUCUGCGACAAUGUCGCAACUAGUUUUUUGCAUAUCGGAGCGUUAUAGCCACUUCGGUAACUUCCUCCUUCGAAUCAUAAAGACGAAUGAUCGCAUUUCCUUAUGUUUUAACAUAUGAGGAUUUUCAUGUUUUGCGAAGAAGUUCCACAACGUGCGCGUUGUAAACUGGCAAAGAAACACAUUGAAGUGUACCCUUCCGAUUUUAAUGAGUUUCGAAUAUGUUGAAAAAUGGGAGACACGUUUGUUAUACGUGUUCACUUUUAGAGAGUAAAAAGAAUCGGUUUUUGUUCUUUCGGAGGGCGGAAAUAUCACAUGACAUUUAUGCUUGAAACAUAUUCGCAUGUGAUGAUCAUGAAAAAAAUGUUGAAUACAAAGAGAUUUCUUACAAUUCGGUCUGACCUGAAUCAAAAUCAGAGUAAGACAUUUGCGUGUGUUUCUUUGUGAGUAUGAAACAACGUUCAGCAACUCGAUGUUACAGCUCUUCCCGAUAACUUGUUUUAUCGUUUGAAUUCUCGAAGUCAUUCUAGCGUAAAUGUUGCACCGUGCAAUUUCUGGUGCGGCGCUUCAAAAACACCUUCACAAAAGUAUGAUCGACUGGAAGCUGGAAUUAGAAGGCACGAGCCGCGCGAGUGGAGAACGAAAGUAAAUGUAAUCCUUUUUCUCUUAUUGCAAGCAAGCGAAAGUGAUAAUUACUUGUUGGCCAGUGUAUCGAUAACAGGUUAUUAGACGAAGCGCUCGUUCAAGAAGUACUUUUCAGCAGGAUUACGCGAGCGAUUGUAGGAAGAGAGACGCGCGCGAGUGCUUGCGGCAUUUUUAUCGCAUGGUCAGAUUUCACGUUCGCGAAUUGUACGUUUACCGGAAUUUGACCGACCAAAGAAUACAGGACGUUCGCCGAUGUCCUCGCGUCAGCGGCUUAUCCUACCCUUCGUCGUCCGUGGAAAUCUCGUCGGCUCGAUAGCUCUUCUCCCCGAGAACGGAUCACUGCUAAUUAUUCGACGUCGAGCGAGAUUUUUGUUGGACCAGCGGUAAUCGCUGGCAUUAUCUUUAAUCCGAUCCCAACGAAAAUGGCCUGAUAUUCGCCGUUUGCUCUCGUGUGAUAUGCAGAUACAUCAUGCGCGUUUAUUAAUACUCAUGUAGGUCAAUAGGUUACGGCGCUGCUCUCGCGAAGUAUACAGCUAGCGACGUGGCGUCGUAAGCCGCGCAAAGUCGUUCGAUCGUCGUUCGCCGGUCGGUGAUCGACGGCCUCGUAUCUUUCGCGGUUUCAACCUUUGCCGAGGUGAAUGUUCAAAACCUCGUUUAACCACCCGGAGGCGGAACAGUACCUAUGAAAAUCUCGUUUUGAGUGAAACGCAUCUCUCUUGCGGGCGUUCGAGCGAUUGUCCUCUGUAACGAAUAAUCGGUGGAUGCGGAUACGUCUAGUCCGCUGCUUACGUGCGAAAAAGGAGGAACACACGCCACGUGCUUACGGGGGCUGCGUGCGGCGGAAAUAUAGAGCACCCUUGAAACGUCGAUACUAUCGGGAGAGAACGAACCAUUACUUCCUUCCGCGGUAGUCGUGCCGCGCGUAAGUCGAAAAUGAGUGCGUGUCGUGAAAGCGCGCCGUUAAAAUCCCGAAUGUGGCGUAAUCUUAAAGUUCUUGCAUUUUUAUGGUUUCGCCUGGCAAACGGUUAUGCAUAACUUGGUGCACCAUUGCAGAUACGUAAAAUAAGUAGAGCGUAUACGUUCAAGAGACGUGUUCAUUGUUACGAAGUAACGCAGCGACGAUACUGCCAAGCCAUAAAACGCAUCCACUCGCUCCUAACCCAUAUCCACCUUCUCUCUUUUUUUUAGGGUUUUAAUUUAUUCUUUUAUACGCGCGUACAGCACGGGCAUCCAGCUUAUAUCCGACGAGCAAUCGACGCUAUCACUCGCCGGAUAUAACGAACUUGUUAGCUUGUACUUUUGAUAUAUCUACGCCUAGUAUGUAAAUAUAUCGACACUCUUUGUAAA